AUGGCAGCUCAUGACGUCCUCUCGUCGCCCAAGAUUGCAUCAGCAGUGCUCGGGCAUCUCUCCCCAGGGCCGUUGACCAAGGAUAGCGAUAACGCGAUGGGUUUGCUUACCGUGAAGCAGCGCCGCGAGAAUCAAGCCGCACUGGCCCAGCUGGCGACCGUAUGCCGUGCGGUCUCAAGUCUCGCUCUCGACGUACUGUGGCGAUACAUCGACGACUUCCACCAUGUCCUGUUUGCUCUCCGACCCUAUGACAAGAAAAACCACAUGUUUGUAGCCGACUUCACGGAUACGGACUGGGCACGUUUCCAAGAGUACGCGCUGCGCGUGCGCGAACUGCACGUCGGAAAGCUCGAGCGUUUCCCCGCGAUGGUGUGGGUCCUAUUGACACGGUGGUGUCCUCGGGACCCUCUCUUGCCUCGCCUCGAGCGUCUAACCGGAUUCGAAAUCAACACAUCGAGCGUGUGCUGCACUACUCUGUUUUCGGCAUCCAUGAAGAGUCUUAAUCUAAAGGUGUACUUCCCGGCCGAAGAUAACGCCGUCCGGAUGACGAUUCAAGCUGCGCAGCCAGCGCUCGGUUCCGUCACUCACCUCACCAUCGAGGACAUGCCCGCUGCAGCCGUGGGCAAGGAACAAGCCAUUCCGUUUUGGAAUUUGACUCAGCUGCACACUCUGCAUGUAGUGCACAAGACGGUGCUCACUAUUCCGAUUCUGCAAUCACUUGCCUCGUUUACCCGACUUCGGACACUUCAAUUGCACAUCAACAGGAUGCCGGAGAUACACCAACCCGUGGCCAACACGGGUUUCCUCAGUCUCCGCGACCUCACACUUUCUGGACGUCUUGGCGAUAUCUGCGCGUUCAUAGCCGCCACCGCACGACCCAACAUCGAGUCUCUUACGAUUGACGCGUCCGAGCUGUGCGUUUCCGAACAGUCUCGCGACGAACCCCAUACGCAAUCUGGUCACUCUACGGUUCGCAGUCUCGAGCCCAUCUACGCGAAGCUCACACCUUCCCUCCGCCACUUCCGCGCCACGCUUCGCUGCACUUGUUCAUCCAAAUACCACUUCCCAGACAGCAACAAGCUUCUGGCGCCAUUGCGUACCCUCUCCAGCCUCCGGAAUAUCGCGUUUGAAUUUGAGGGCAUGAAGUUCCACCUUGCCGAUGCCAGUAUCGUGGCGCUUCAGGAUGCGUGGCCCGACCUCGUUCAAUUCGACAUCGCGACAAAACAGCCCAAGCCCAAGAAGCCUGAUCCGUAUCGGAUGCCUCAGUCUAUCAUUGUCAGUACCGUUGAGGUACACUCCGACGGCUCAUACUAUCGGGAGCCAGCUCGACCGCAAGUCCCCAAAAACACGCACGACCACCCCACUGUCAAAACGCUCGCCCUAUUCGCCCAGGCGCACCCGCACCUCACGACGUUGGGCAUGCCGUCGGUCGAUCUCGACGCGCUCCCAGCGCUUGAUUCGGUGCUCCUCCUCGACCACGGGCUACAACAUCUGCGCAUCUACACGCUCGACGGCGGCGUCGCGCUGUUCCCGUAUGCGUGCGCGCUCGACAUGCUCUUCCCGCGCCUCGACCUCGCCGAUGCCGCACGCGCGGUCAUAACAGACAAUGGCAGUCGGAGUACCGAGCUCCAGCUGCUCCUCCUGGGGCUGCAGGCCGGGCGCGUGGGCACCUAUCGUAUGCGUGCUGAACAGACGCGCGCAUCCUCGGGGCCCGGAAGUUCACUUGAGAUCCAACUCAUACCCCAGGGCAGGUACCCAGAGCCGACCCAGAAUACACGCAGGGAGCCGAUCUAUCCGUACUCUCCCUCCCCUCGGACAUCGCCCUCGCUGAGCGCGAGGAGUAGUCCCAACGCGUAUGAGGGACCGGCACCGACUGUCAUCGUUCCAUCGAUAUCGCUGGGUCCGGGUCGUUACUAG
Trametes versicolor FP-101664 SS1 is the source of this 1917-nucleotide messenger RNA. RefSeq lists its product as uncharacterized. The record is from RefSeq and is a predicted model, not a curated record. The transcript is spliced from 2 exons. The coding region runs from base 1 to 1917 and encodes 638 amino acids. NCBI's taxonomy places the organism in Eukaryota, Fungi, Basidiomycota, Agaricomycetes, Polyporales, Polyporaceae.